Molecule: messenger RNA, 1136 nt
Organism: Impatiens glandulifera
Lineage: Eukaryota; Viridiplantae; Streptophyta; Magnoliopsida; Ericales; Balsaminaceae
Product: protein PHOSPHATE-INDUCED 1-like
Exons: 1
Coding region: 13-996 (327 amino acids)
Source: RefSeq, a predicted model, not a curated record
UCUCUCAAACAGAUGACAUUUAUGGCGUUUUUCAUGAUCACCAUCCACUUUGCUUUACAACUCUUCCUCAUACUCCCUCUCUCCCAUCUCUCUUCCGCAACAAGAACAAUCGACGAUCUCCCUCCGGCGAAUGAAACCUCAAAUAUCCUCCGUUACCACAACGGUCCUCUCCUCACCGGCCGAAUCUCAAUCAAUCUAAUAUGGUACGGCCGUUUCAAAGCUCCCCAAAGAGCCACAAUCUCCGAUUUCAUCACCUCCCUCUCCUCAUCCUCAUUCGCCGCCCAAAAACAACCCUCCGUCGCCUCUUGGUGGAACACAACCAACAUAUACUACCAUUACGCCGCCGCCGCCGCCGGAAAAAUGAAAAAAUCAACCGCCUCCGCCGGUCUAUCUCUCAAGCUAGGAAGGCAAAUACUCGAUGAAGAUUACACCUUGGGAAAAACCCUAACCCAGGACCAGAUAAUCCAACUGGCAUCAACCGGCGGUAACAGAAACGCCGUCAGCAUUGUACUGACGUCAGAUGAUGUCGUCGUUAAUGGGUUCUGUCGGAGUAGGUGUGGGACCCACGGAUCUUACCAAACUAAAAAAGGAAAGUUUACUUAUGUUUGGGUGGGGAAUCCGGCUGAGCAAUGUCCGGGUUAUUGUGCUUGGCCGUUUCAUCAACCCGUUUACGGCCCGCAAAGCCCGGCACUUGUGGCACCGAACAAUGAUGUCGGUUUAGACGGAAUGGUUUUAAACUUAGCCGGGCUUUUUGCAGGGACAGUUACUAACCCUUUUGGGAAUGGUUAUUAUCAGGGUAUUACGGACGCUCCUCUAGAAGCAGCGUCCGUAUGUACUGGAAUUUACGCGAAGAACGCGUAUCCUGGUUAUCCUGGAGACUUACUUGUGGACACUAUUACUGGAGCUAGUUAUAAUGCGAAUGGUGUUAAUGGUAGGAAGUAUUUGGUUCCUACAUUGUAUGAUCCAGUGACCUCGUCUUGCGCCACUUUGGUUUAAGAGUUUUGAUAUGAGCGGGAUAAUGUGUGUAGAAUAAGUGGUAAUGUUUAAAUUUUUCAUUCAUUUUCUUUUUAAGAUUUCUAAUGUAUGGUGGAAAUAAUGUAUCAUGUAUAUACUAUGAAAAUAAAGUUGGAGCUAAU